AUGUCAUCGACGACGAAUCGGCUGAAUUCGACGACGAGGAAGAGGAAGAAGAGUUGCCCGAAGACAUGGGCGACCUGCUGGCCGGGUUGCCUAGUCUCGCCCCCGACGCCGGCAAGAUUCGGUUCGCCGAAGACAUUGUUGGCGAUUUCAGAGGCGGCGAGGGACGACGACGACGCGGUGGCGGCGCCCGUCGCGGUGGCAACGUUCCCGGUGCCCGUGGGCCGGGUGCUCGCCGUCGGUAAUCAGGUAAGCGCCAUUCCGAAAGCGCGACACAUCCCGGAACGUAGCUGCGUCGCCUGUGGCCGUAAACUCGCCAAAGGCGAGUUGAUCCGCCUCGUCCGCACACCAGGCGGCCCAAUCCUGGUGGACGAAUCCGGUCGGCAAAAUGGCCGCGGCGCCUACGUCUGCCACCAGGCAAUCUGCUGGGAAAAAGCCCUGACCAAACGGGCCCUUGAACGCAGUCUCCGUGGUCCAGUCUCCGCCGAGGACCUGAACGUACUGAGGCAAUACUUUAUCGAAACUUUCGCAUCUUGCCCCGCCAACAUUGGGUCUGGCGAUUCCGGCAACGCAGCAACCACACACGGGCGACGCUAA
Messenger RNA from Geodia barretti, 594 nucleotides. The record is from the annotation of a GenBank genome assembly. Lineage: Eukaryota; Metazoa; Porifera; Demospongiae; Tetractinellida; Geodiidae.